Messenger RNA from Notothenia coriiceps (black rockcod), 374 nucleotides. RefSeq names its product choline transporter-like protein 1. The transcript has 3 exons. Lineage: Eukaryota; Metazoa; Chordata; Actinopteri; Perciformes; Nototheniidae. Gene Ontology annotation, biological process: transmembrane transport. Gene Ontology annotation, molecular function: transmembrane transporter activity. The record is from RefSeq and is a predicted model, not a curated record. The annotation marks the transcript as partial. Gene Ontology annotation, cellular component: membrane.
AUGACUCCUAACUACUGGACAUUAGUGCUGAUCGUCACCUGCACGGCGUUCUGCGGCGUCCUGCUGCUGAACGCUCAGCGGGGUUACGCCGAGUGGCUGCUGCCGCUCGUCAUCGUGUGUCUCUUCUCCUUCCUGGUGGCGCACUGCUUCCUGUCGGUGUUCGAGAUCGUGGUGGACGUCCUGUUCCUCUGCUUCGCCAUCGACACCAAGUACAACGACGGCACGCCGGGCCGUGAGUUCUUCAUGGACAAGGCUCUGAUGGAGUUCGUGGAGAGCAGCCGGCGGUUGGAGCGAGUUGCUAAAAGUGGGCGGAGCCGCGUGAAAGAGGCGGUGUCGGGGGGGGCGGAGAUGAAGCCCAUGGUGAGUGACAGCCC